AUGGUCUAAAAAAAAUUGUUUUUUGAUUUAUAGGCUUUUUUAUUCUUUUUUAUCUACUUAAUUGAUAUAGUUCUCUCAGAUAAAAUUUAAAUUGAUCCCAACUGGUUUGAAUUAAAAGCAUAUAAUGCUUUGAUUGUAAGUAUACUUCCUGAUCAAAUCACAGCUUAUUGGUAGCUUGAUUCAUAAGGAUAUAUUUAAAAAUAAGUAAACUUAACUGGCUGUUAAUGCUCAACAUCAACAUAAGACAAAUCUUUUGUGGAUUAGAAUGUUUUAUACAUAUUUAUUUAUAAAACUGGUAAUUACUAUACUGCUUAAUUUAGUGAUAUUGUAAAUGCUUUAGAUAAAUCAUCAGUAAAUUGCCAAUAAUAAUAAGGAUAAGCAAAUACAAGAUAUUUUUUUUAUAGCGGAUUUUAUAUUAUAACCUAUCAAUCUUAGCUUAUAGUUAGAAAAAAUUUUGUUUUGAUUAACUAAAUGAGUAGUACUGAUAGCAAUGUUAUAAUUAACAAAUAAAUCAAAAAAUUUUCUGAAAAUGAUAGUAAAUGUAUAGCUUAUUAUGACGGAAAUUCAAGUUAUAUUUUUUGGAAAGGGGUAGAAUAUUUAAUCUCUACAAGUACAGAUUAUAAAUAUUAUCUCAUAGAUGAAAACAGUCGAUUAUUUUUUGAUGGUUCACAAUCAAUAUACUAAUUUUAAUUUGACAGUACUAAUUAAAAUCUAGUUAAGAAUAUAUUUAUUCUUCUUGAUACAGGUUCUAUCUUUUCUCAGCUUUUUACAGUUCCAGGAUAUCCAAAUUAAGUAAUUGUCACAUACACAAAGCAAUAACUCUAAUUAUUUGAUACAUAAACUCUCAAAUUUCUUUAUUCUAUUGGAAACUCCUAAAUUGACAUAUCUUCAACGAAUAAUCCUUUCGACUUAAUCCUAACAUAUCAAAAUAUAAUUAUUGUUGGUACAAAUGAAUAUAUUUUAACAUAUCAAAGUAAUGCUUUUUCAUCCUAAAAUAUCUAAAUAAACAACAUUUAUCAACUUCCAUGCACUGAUAUACUCUACAGAAGAAUUUUUUAAAGUACAAAAUCUUAGAUAUUAUUUGAUUAAACUAAUUACUACUUUAUAACUAUGGACGAUUUAGUUUGUACACCAGGUUAAUACAUGGAUUCAAACAAUUAAACUUGCUCACCAUGUCCAUAAAACUGCUCUAAAUGCUUGAAUACCCAAUAAUGUUAAAUUUGUAUAACAGGAUUUACUGUAAUAAAUAAUCAAUGUUUUCAACAAAUACCUAAUUGUAAAACCUAAUCAUCUGCUAGUUAAUGCUCAGAUUGUGUUUCAGGGUAUGUUUUAACUAAUAAUUAAUGUUUCCAAUAAAUAGCUAAUUGUAAAACUUAAUAAUCUGAUACUUAAUGCUCAGAUUGUGUUUCAGGGUAUGUUUUAAUUAAUAAUUAAUGUUUCAGAUAAAUAGAUAAUUGUAAAACAUAAACAUCUGAAAGUUAAUGCUCAGAAUGUGCUUUAGGGUAUGUUUAAAUUAAUAGCCAAUGCAUUCAACAAAUAACUAAUUGUAAAACCUAAUCAACUGCUAAUUAAUGCUCAGUAUGUGAUUCAGGAUAUAUUUUAAGCAAAGAAAAAACUUGCUAAAAUGAUUAAUGUUAAGAAGGAUAAUUCUUAGAUAGCUCAUAGCAAUGCUAGUCUUGUAGCUAGAAUUGUUAAACUUGUUCAUCUUCCACAAUAUGUUUGACUUGCAAUCAAAACUACAAUUUAAAUUCAUAAAAAGAAUGUAUAUCUUGUGAAAUUGACCAAUUCUAUGAUACAAUUUCUUAAAAAUGUACUACAUGCAUUAAAGAUAUGACUAAUAAUGGUUUAUGCGUGGCUUAAUGUGGAGCAAAUCAAUAUUAUGACAAGGUUAAUUAAUAAUGUUAAAAAUGUUCUGUUUAAUAUUAAUGUAAGCCAAGUACUCCCUGUAGUGACUAAUAAUAUUACGAUUAAAGCUAAAUGUAAUGUAUCUCUUGUGAUAAAACUUGCUUAACAUGCUAAGGUCCUCUCAGUUCAGAUUGUAAGUAAUGUCAGAAACAAUAUGUACUUAUAGAGGGUAAAUGCAUUAUGAGCUGCGAAAUCGGCUAAUAUUUUGAUGAGGGUAGCCAGACUUGUAAAAUUUGUAAUGGGAGUAAUAACAGCCAAUGCACAUAUUGCUAAAUCGGAAGUUUUUAUGACAAAGGAAGUAAAAAAUGCUUAAACUGUGAUGCUUCAUGUGAAACUUGUGAAGGAACUGGUAUAAACUAAUGCACAUCAUGCUUUUAAGAUGCAAUUUUGACCAGUGGAUUUUGUUAAUAUUGCUUAAAUGGAUUUUAUUAUGAUCCAAAAUUAUUAGCUUGCGUUUAGUGCGAUAAAAGCUGUAAAACUUGUAAAGGUGGAAGUAAAAAUGAUUGCUUAUCAUGUGAAACUAAUUUUAAUCUAAACAAAAAUUAAUGCACAAUCUAUUAAAGUGAUGAGUAGUGUUAAAACAUAACAACUUAUGAUGAAAAUGUAUUUGAUGAUUGCUUCUAAGGAUAUUAAUUUGCUUAAAUUUCUUCUAUUUGUCUUUAGUUUUUGAUUUUGAGUUCAAUCUUACUUUCUUUUUUGCUAAUUUGCAUUUCUCCACUCUCCAGUCCAGUAAGCUGGUGCUACUUACAAAUUUAGCAAUUAAUUGGAAAUUACAUAUUUUCCCCUUACAUAAAUACUAUAAAUUGGCUAGAUCGUUACAUUAACUGGAAUUACAUGAUUGGAGCAUUAAGAUUAAUUUCAAACUUUAUUAUCUUUAAUUUCUUUUUACUGCUUAGCUCAAAAUCUUGCUUAUCUGUUAUUGAUUACUCCUUUUUUUCAGCCUUUGCUAUCAUUUAUUCACUAUUUCAUUUUCUACUUUUCUCUAAACUUAAAUCAAUAGAUAAAUAUGGCCAAAAUUCUAACUUGUAAUUAAUAUCCCUUGCUUCUGUAGGCACUGAGAGAAUUCAUUUCCUAUAAAGAAUAUUUUGGAUAGGUUUUGAAUUUAGAAAGCUCAUAAUAUCAAUUAUCCAAGGAGCUCUAAUGCUUUCUAGUAACUAGUAUAAAUCAGUUCCUUGGAUUCAUUUUGCCUUUUAAAUAGAAAAACAAUAAUCUAAUGUUAAUUUUAAUGGAAACUUUUCAUAUGCUUUUGAUAUUUUAGAUUUCAAUGGUAACUUCUACAAAUAGUGA
Tetrahymena thermophila SB210 is the source of this 3192-nucleotide messenger RNA. Its product is annotated as surface protein. The record is from RefSeq and is a predicted model, not a curated record. Lineage: Eukaryota; Ciliophora; Oligohymenophorea; Hymenostomatida; Tetrahymenidae. The transcript has 13 exons.